UAAUAUUUAUAGAGUAUUUAUUAUUUAGAAUAUUAGAUAAGUAUUUGAGAAUAGGAAUUCGCAUAGGUUGAUAAAAAAUGAAAAAUUGAUUAAAUUAAAUUAUUUAAUUCUUGGAUAUGUCAACUCCUCAAAUAAAAUCAAAAUUGGUUCAAACAUUUGGAAGAAAGAAGAAUGCUGUAGCAAGUGCAAGUGUUAGAGAAGGAAAGGGUAUUAUAUAAGAUUAAAAUAAGGUUUGGUUAGAGUAAAUGGAGCUCCAAUUGAAUUAGUCAAUCCAGCCCCAUUGAGAUAAAAGGCUCUUGAACCAUUAUUACUUCUUGGUUAAGUCAGAACAGGUAGAUUAGAUAUCAGAGUCACUGUUAGAGGUGGAGGAAGCACUGCUUAAAUUUAUGCUAUUAGAUAGGUAGAAUCAGCAAUCUUAAAUAUCAUUAGGCUAUUAGCAAGGGUAUCGUUGCUUACUAUCAAAAAUAUAUUGAUGAAACUUAAAAGAGAGAAAUCAAAGAUCUUUUAUUAUAAUAUGAUAGAACACUUUUAGUAGCUGAUCCAAGAAGAUGUGAGCCAAGAAAGUUCGGUGGUAAGGGUGCUAGAGCUAGAAGAUAAAAGAGUUAUAGAUGAAAAUUUUAUAUCAUAGUACAUUAAAAAAUAUAAAAUAU
Messenger RNA from Paramecium sonneborni, 650 nucleotides. The record is from the annotation of a GenBank genome assembly. NCBI's taxonomy places the organism in Eukaryota, Ciliophora, Oligohymenophorea, Peniculida, Parameciidae.